UCCACACACACUCUGUCCUGUAGGCGCAGCAGCAGAUUCAGACUUCAUCCGCUCGGCUCAGGAAGAGAAAUCAGCCAUCUCUCAGAUCACUACAAAUAUCAGUCUCUACAUCCAGAAAUCACAUUAAAAGCCUUUGGGGGAAUACCGCGAUCUACGGGAACAGAGACAAAGUGGAAGGAAAAAGUAUCUCGAUAAGCUUAAAUGACGACGUCUAUUGGAUACAAAACCUCUUGAAAUAGGGAAUGGACUAAAUGAUGAUGGGGGAUGGUCGCUCUUGCAUCGUAAGGAAAGUCGCCUUGCCCACCUGACACAUGAGGACCGCUCAUUGUACAGGGAUCAUGAGGGCUCUGCUUUAGUGAGAUAUCAAAGGGUUCCGGUAAUGUGCCAUGGGGUACGACAUCACCAGGUUCCAAGGAGAGGUGGACGAGGAUCUGUUGUGUCCCAUCUGCAGCGGGGUGCUAGAGGAGCCAGUGCAGGCCCCUCACUGUGAGCAUGCCUUCUGUAAUGCCUGCAUCACACAGUGGUUUGCACAGCAGCAGAUCUGCCCCGUGGACCGCACCGUUGUGACCCUUGCCCACCUUCGACCCGUCCCCCGCAUCAUGCGUAACAUGCUUUCCAAGCUGCAGAUGUCCUGCGAUAACGCCGGCUUCGGCUGCACGGCCACCCUUCGGCUCGACCAGCUGCAGUCACACCUCAAGGACUGCGAGCACAACCCCAAACGACCUGUCACGUGUGAGGAAGGUUGCGGGCUAGAAAUGCCCAAAGAUGAGAUGCCAAAUCACAACUGUAUUAAGCAUCUACGCAGUGUGGUGCAGCAACAGCAGACCAAGAUUGCAGAUCUGGAGAAGACGGCCGCUGAGCAUAAGCACCAACUUGCAGAACAGAAACGUGACAUCCAGCUCCUGAAAGCUUACAUGCGAGCAAUACGGAGCGCUAACCCUAACCUACAGAACCUGGAGGAGAGCAUAGAGUACAAUGAGAUCCUGGAAUGGGUGAACUCUCUGCAGCCCGCUCGCGUGACCCGUUGGGGAGGAAUGAUCUCCACACCAGACGCCGUCCUCCAGGCCGUCAUCAAACGGUCGCUCAUAGACAGUGGAUGUCCUUUGUCGAUCGUUAAUGACCUCAUCGAGAACGCCCACGAGCGCAACUGGCCCCAAGGCUUGGCCACGCUGGAGACACGGCAGAUGAACCGCCGAUAUUACGAAAACUAUGUGGCCAAGCGCAUUCCGGGUAAGCAGGCCGUGGUGGUGAUGGCCUGUGAGAACCAGCACAUGGGUGAAGAUAUGAUUCUGGAGCCAGGUUUGGUUAUGAUCUUCGCUCAUGGUGUGGAGGAGAUCUUAUAGUCUGUACAUAGGUGGGCGCAAAUGAUGAAAAGGAGGAAGGGGUUUGCAAAAACUGAAUUACCACCCCCCACCCCCAAUCUAAAAGAUUCUUAAUUCAUCCCACUAAAAAUAAUCGAGACCUCUUCGGCAGUCUUUACCUCAAAUCUUUUGGAAGGACGAAGGCAGAGAAAGCUCUCCACUCGUUUGAUGACCUCCAGCAUUCCUAUUCUCUUUGCCUUAAAAGGACAUUUUUCAAAAAGUGGACCCUAAUGACAAAUACCAACUUGAAACAUUAUCAGGGAUGAUGGUACACACAUGUUUUAACAUUAACAUUGAAAUCGAAAGGAUUUGAAGUGAUGUCUAAUUUCCCCUUUAACAUUUAUUUCUCUUGAGAGCAAAUACAUGUCAAUCACAGCUUUCAACCGUGUAAAAGACCAGUUAAGAUUCUUGUAAAUACAGAUGAUUAAGAAAUAUAGACAAAUAUGCUAUCUGUUCUUGUUCUAAUAGAGUAGUUGACAUUUUUGCUGUCUUCAUCUCAGUUUGCUAUUUACAGUAGUGUGUUUUAGCUACCAUUGAUCUCAAUGUUUUGUUUUUUUAAGAGAGCUAUGAUUAAAGUAUGCUAGAUAAAGAGCUCUCUUCUCGGUGUUUGCACUCUGUGGCGAUUGGAAAAACAAGAUGUCAUGAAUCUCGUUUUGUGAAGAUGUUUGUCCUUCUUGAGAGGAAAGAGUGAAGAAGGAUUUGUAUGAUGUAAAUCAACAGCCGGUUUGAUACCUUUUAUUCCACACUGCUCUUUGAGUUUUUAUGUGCAACCAGAAACUCUAAAUUUUCAAAUAA
This is a messenger RNA of Rhinichthys klamathensis goyatoka, 2156 nucleotides long. RefSeq names its product ring finger protein 41 (gene rnf41). Gene Ontology annotation, molecular function: zinc ion binding; ubiquitin protein ligase activity. The transcript is spliced from 8 exons. The record is from RefSeq and is a predicted model, not a curated record. NCBI's taxonomy places the organism in Eukaryota, Metazoa, Chordata, Actinopteri, Cypriniformes, Leuciscidae. Bases 387 to 1343 code for a protein of 318 amino acids. Gene Ontology annotation, biological process: protein ubiquitination. Gene Ontology annotation, cellular component: endoplasmic reticulum tubular network.